Messenger RNA from Colossoma macropomum (tambaqui), 1857 nucleotides. RefSeq names its product protein tyrosine phosphatase non-receptor type 5 (gene ptpn5). The record is from RefSeq and is a predicted model, not a curated record. Gene Ontology annotation, molecular function: protein tyrosine phosphatase activity. The coding region runs from base 131 to 1738 and encodes 535 amino acids. NCBI's taxonomy places the organism in Eukaryota, Metazoa, Chordata, Actinopteri, Characiformes, Serrasalmidae. The transcript has 13 exons. Gene Ontology annotation, biological process: protein dephosphorylation.
GUGAGGCGGGCUCUACUGUUCGGGCGGAAGGCCUCUCUGUUAGUUCUGCGGAGACUGCAGCGUCUCACACUACAUUUUCUUCCUCCGCGAAGCUCCGAGAGUGAUGUGAUGUGAAUAUCAAUGAUGAUACAUGAGCCAAUGCGCUCAUUCUCGUCGUCUCCAUAAAUCUGAAAGUUUGACAGAGAGCAGCAUGGCGGAGCUUCCUGCUGAACAGGACACGGCAAAAGAACAAGAGAGUGAUGCGUCGCAUAAUCGUCUGUCAGUGGCUCUGUGGAGCAGAAUGUUGAGAGCAAGCAUCACUGCUGGAGCAUUUCUCCUACUUUAUACAUUCUCUCAAGUUACAGGUUUGUGGGUUCUUUACAUGCUGAAUGGAUACAGAGCUUUUCCAGCAGCACAUAAAGUGCUGGACCUCCUCCAAUACCUUCUGUCAACUACUGACUCCUCUGACCAACAGAUGGAGAUUUGGAGAAUUGAGUGUGUGUGUCCACUUUUAGCAACGCUGUUCCUUGGAGUGGUGAUCCUUGGCGCUGGAGCAUUGUUCUGCAUUAGAAUUUUGGUGCCAGGAAGCUCCACUGGCUUCCCUGAUGACCGUCGUCAAUCUAUGAGCAGACAGCCAUCCUUCACUUACUCAGAGUGGACUGAUGUUAAGCAGGAUGAUUUCUAUGAACUUGAUGCAGUUCCAGAGACACCUGUAUUUGACUGCUUUAUGGAUAUGAAGACAGAAAGUGACCCUACUACUCUCACAGUCAAACCCGUGGGCCUGCAAGAAAGGAGAGGCUCAAAUGUAUCUCUGACUUUGGAUAUGUGCACUCCUGGCACCACUGAGCCAUAUGGCGCACUGUUGUCUCCUCGAGAGCAGAGUGCACAACAGUACCUGGAGAAUGCAUCAUAUCUUCUCACUCCUGGACAGCUACACAAGCGUGCUUUAGACGACGCUUCACUGCAAGCUGAGUUCUAUGAGACACCUAUGAAUUUUGUAGACCCAAAGGAAUUCAAUAUCCCAGGUGUGGUGAGGAAGAAUCGUUACAAAACCAUCCUGCCAAAUACACACAGUAGAGUUUGCCUUCAAUCAACAGAGGAUGACUUUCUCAGCACUUACAUCAAUGCCAACUACUUGAAGGGCUAUGGUGGGAAGGAGAGGGCAUACAUUGCCACACAGGGUCCAACUGUAAAUACAGUAGGAGAUUUCUGGAGGAUGGUUUGGCAAGAACACUGCCCAAUCAUUGUCAUGAUUACAAAUCUUGAGGAGAAAAAUGAGAAAUGCACUGAAUACUGGCCAGAAGACACUGUCAUCUGGGAAGGCAUUGAGAUCACUGUCAAACAAGUUAUCCAGGCAGAUGACUACAGUUUGAGGAUCUUCACUGUGAAGUUUGAGGGUGAGGAGCGCAAUCUCAGGCACUACUGGUACACAUCAUGGCCAGAUCAGAAAACUCCAGACAAAGCCCCGCCUCUUUUACAACUGGUUCAAGAAGUAGAGGAAGCAAGGAAAAAGGCUGCACCUGAUAGUGGCCCCAUCAUUGUUCACUGCAGUGCAGGAAUCGGCCGCACCGGCUGCUUUAUUGCCACUACUAUCCUGUGUGAGCAGCUGAGACGUGAAGGAGUGGUGGACAUUUUGAGAACAACCAGCCAGCUGCGUUUGGAGAGGGGGGGCAUGAUUCAGACAGCGGAGCAGUACCAGUUUGUGCAUCAUGUGCUCAGCCUGUAUGAGAGGCAGCUGAGUCAGAGAUCAGAAGAAUAGCGUCUCCAACAGCAAACCCAAUGAGUCUAUGAGUCUGUCAACACUUCACAUCUGCCAGCACCAGACCUGAGCCAAACAUGAAUACAUUCUUCUUGUGACAGACUGUAUUACACUAUUAU